AGGGAGGGGUGGGGUAGCCACAGGACCACUCGCAGUGACAGAGGUCAGGGAGGCUGUGCCAGCUGGAGGCAGCACUUGAAUUCUGCUCAAGUGGAAGCAGUGGGGGCUCAGAGUUGACCGCGCUUCCUGCUCCCUGCUGGGGCAGAACUGGCCUAGGCUGGAAAGGCAACUCAGAGGAGAGAAUUUUGGAGGCACUGCAUUCAGGGGACUGCUGGGGGCAGAGAAGCAGAAAAGAAAAAGAUGAGGAGCGAGGCAAAGGCACGAGAAAGGAGGCUGUGGGGGUGAAUUCCACCAUUGUUAGUGGAACGCUGCUCCGAGGCCAGCCUUCUGCUGCAGAGGUCUGAGGACACAGCUGCAGCUGCAGGGGGUCCCGUCUAGCAGGAGAGGCAAGCUGUCCUCGAAAAGCUGCUCCACUUCUAGGAGGCCGACGCUAGACAGAGGAGUGACUUUAUAAUUUCGGGAUUGCGUGCGUCCCCCAACAUGGCCACCACUGCCCGUCCUCUGCCACUCACUACCGUGGACCCCAGUGCUGAGAACAGCAGCUCCUUCUACGACUAUGACUACCACUAUCUGGACGGGGUGGCCUUCCUGCUCUGCAGGAAGGAUGAAGUGCUGUCCUUUGCUAAAGUCUUCCUGCCAGUUUUCUACAGCCUGGUCUUCGUGUUGGGCCUGUGCGGAAACCUCCUUCUUCUCGUGGUCUUGCUCCGGUAUGUGCCUCGCAGGCGAAUGACUGAGAUCUAUCUGCUGAACCUGGCCAUCUCCAAUCUCCUGUUUGUGGUGACCCUGCCCUUCUGGGGCAUCUCUGUGGCCUGGCAUUGGGUCUUCGGAAGUUUCUUGUGCAAGAUGGUGAGUACCCUCUACACUGUUAACUUUUACAGUGGCAUCUUUUUCAUUAGCUGCAUGAGCCUGGACAAGUACCUAGAAAUCGUUCACGCUCAGCCCCACCACAGGCUGAGGAGCCGGGCCAGGAGCCUGCUCCUUGCUGCCGCAGUGUGGGCCGUGGCCCUGGCUAUCUCGAUUCCCGACAUGGUCUUUGUACAGACGCACGAAAACCCCAAGGGAGUGUGGAACUGCUACGCAGACUUCGGCGGGCACGCUACUGUGUGGAAGCUCUUCCUCCGCUUCCUUCAGAACCUCCUGGGCUUUCUCCUUCCACUCCUCACCAUGAUCUUCUUCUAUUCCCGCAUUGGCUGUGUCCUGGUCAGGCUGAGGCCCCCAGGCCAGGGCCGGGCUCUCAGGAUGGCUGCCGCCCUGGUGGUGGCUUUCUUCGCGCUCUGGUUCCCAUACAACCUCGUCUUGUUUCUGCUCUCACUGAUGGACCUGCAAGUCUUCGGGGACUGUGAGGUCAGCCAGCGCAUGGACUACGCCCUGCAGGUGACCGAGAGCAUCGCUUUCCUUCACUGCUGCUUUACCCCCAUCCUCUACACCUUCUUCAGUCGCCGCUUCCGCCAGUACCUGAAGGCUUUGCUGGCUGCGGUGCUCCGACGGCGCCUGGCACCUGAUGCUUCACGGGCCUCGUUGUCCAGCUGCUCUGAGAACAGCAUGCUUACUGCCCAAGAAGAGAUGACUGGCAUGAAUGACCUUGGGGCAAGGUGGGUUGAGGGCCCCCCUAACAAAGGAGACGUGGACAAGAACUAAGCCUGAAGGACCGUACGGUGCUCGCCAACUCAGCCCAGGCCAAGAGAGGGUGCGCUCCACCUCACCCUCACCUUUCAGCCUUCACCUCCGUCUGUCCUGCCACUGCCUAUCUUCCCAAAGGCCUGACAAGGCUUGACUCCAUGACUGCCCAAGCCCUUCCCAGAGGUCUCAGGAAAGCACUCCUGAAUUCCCUUGGUCCUUAGAUCCUGAGGAAAGGUGGACUCUUCCCUAGAGCUGACCCAAGCAGAAGUCCAGAAAUGGCUUUGUUGGUGGGCAAGGCUACUCUCACCUUCAUCUCAAAGUAGAAUACGAGUUGCUAUUGUUUGAAUGUGUCCCCUGAGAAUUCAUGUGGUAAAAUUUGGUGGGCCAGGUCAACAGAAGUUAACAUGGUGCGGAAAGUAAGGCAGCUGGGUACCACAUGGCUGACUGUGUGGUUCGAGUCCUGGAUCCUGCAGCUUGAAAAAUAUGCUGGCCAGUGCAUGUGUGUGUGCCCUAAAUACUGAGAGGAGAGUGAAGAAGGAAUUGCAGCAUAGC
This is a messenger RNA of Tupaia belangeri chinensis (Chinese tree shrew), 2172 nucleotides long. It is a transcript of the gene ACKR2, whose product is annotated as atypical chemokine receptor 2. Gene Ontology annotation, molecular function: scavenger receptor activity; C-C chemokine receptor activity; C-C chemokine binding. The coding region runs from base 481 to 1638 and encodes 385 amino acids. Gene Ontology annotation, cellular component: membrane; external side of plasma membrane. NCBI's taxonomy places the organism in Eukaryota, Metazoa, Chordata, Mammalia, Scandentia, Tupaiidae. The record is from RefSeq and is a predicted model, not a curated record. The transcript is spliced from 3 exons. Gene Ontology annotation, biological process: positive regulation of cytosolic calcium ion concentration; immune response; calcium-mediated signaling.